AUGCGAGGCAGUUUUGCGAUUCGUUUCGUGAUUCUAAAGAUCACAUUCGCCUACAGACAUACUAUUCGAGCUGCUCCUAUCUGAUCUCAUAGCUGUGAAAAGGAAUUCUAAGACAUCAAGUCAAUUGACACUCCCAAUGGCGCCUCUAUCCCCCGCCGAAGCUCUACAAAAAAUCCAAGAACUCCAGAACGGACAAGAUGCGGAAUCGAAUAUACUCGCAAUCCUUCGAAUAAGUGAACCGAUAACGUCCUCAUUAGACGUUGACGGAAUACCCAGGUCACCUUCAAAACGCGCUUCGGACGCAUCUAUAGUCUCUGAUGAGAAUCCGACGCCAGCUUCAUUGGAGGCUGAUUUGACACAUUAUAAGGAACUGUUCUCCAAACUCCGCUUCUCAUACCUAGAACAAGUCACAAAAGAGAAAUUUCUGCGCGGAAUUGUUGGUGAUCCGCCACUGGUUGUCGGUCAUAAUGAGAAUGUGGAAUUGGAGACGACAUUAGCAGAAGUGAAGCAACAGCUACAACAGCGCAAGGAGGAGGUGAGGGUUAUGGUGGAAGAGAUGGAGAAGACUGGGAGGGAAUUGGCUAGGAGAUAUAAAAACGCGCAAAUCGAAACGACCAAAUUAUCAGAACUACCUGCAGAAAUCGCCCAAUUGGAGCAGACAAUUGCUUCUUUAAAACAGUCUCAAGCAGCGUAUGCAGCAGCCUCGGAUACAGGAAACUCUUCCGCUUCCUCAUCGCAGAACCUGUCGCUACCGGCGACGUUAAAGCUACUAGCCGAGCGUGAAGCAGAAUUGGCUGCUAUAGAUAGACAAAUGGCCUCUUUACAGAAUACCUUACCCCGAAAAACGCGCGAGGCAGAGGCUAUGGAGAGAGAGCUUAGCGUCUUGGAGCGCCGAAAGUCUGAAGCGAUAGGCCAGGCGCGGGAAGCGGAGAGGAAAAAACUCGAAGGAGAGAGUGACGGACUGGAAGAAAUGGGACGAUGGUAUCGGGUUGCGGAGGCUACAUUGAAAAAGUUGAUUGAUGUUGAGAAUUGAUUCAUUCUCUUUGGUGGAUAUUGUAUUAUUAUGACUCAUGACAGGCGCAAGGAGUUUCUGAGGAUAUGGAGAAGAACUUUGUGAAGUACUAUGAUCUACAAAUCACAUAUUGAAUCUCUGAAAGUGGAGCUACGUUCGUAGCAAGUUCAUAUUGAAUCGUGAUCAUACAGCAUGCUAUCCCUUGAUGCAAUAGAAAACACUCAGAGAUCCCAUAAAAAGACUUUUUAUUGUUAUUUGCUAAUCCUUUACUCUUCCUCCUCCUCUUCCUCGCCGUCACCACCCUCGGCGGCACGGGCCUUCUUGCGUCGGACACGACCAGGGCGACCGCCACCGAGGGGAGAGGUGAGAGCGAAGUCGAUGUGCUUCUGGGAAUCGAGACGGACCAUGUAGGAGGGGACGUUGACGAUCUGCUUUCCG
Talaromyces stipitatus ATCC 10500 is the source of this 1450-nucleotide messenger RNA. RefSeq lists its product as uncharacterized. The transcript is spliced from 3 exons. Gene Ontology annotation, cellular component: kinetochore. Lineage: Eukaryota; Fungi; Ascomycota; Eurotiomycetes; Eurotiales; Trichocomaceae. The record is from RefSeq and is a predicted model, not a curated record. The coding region runs from base 137 to 1033 and encodes 298 amino acids. Gene Ontology annotation, biological process: kinetochore assembly; protein localization to kinetochore; attachment of mitotic spindle microtubules to kinetochore.